Sorex fumeus (smoky shrew) is the source of this 942-nucleotide messenger RNA. RefSeq names its product olfactory receptor 1J4-like. Lineage: Eukaryota; Metazoa; Chordata; Mammalia; Eulipotyphla; Soricidae. Gene Ontology annotation, biological process: G protein-coupled receptor signaling pathway. The transcript has a single exon. Gene Ontology annotation, cellular component: membrane. The coding region runs from base 1 to 942 and encodes 313 amino acids. The record is from RefSeq and is a predicted model, not a curated record. Gene Ontology annotation, molecular function: G protein-coupled receptor activity; olfactory receptor activity.
AUGAAAGGGGAUAACCACAGCAGGGUGUCCGAGUUCCUCCUUCUGGGGCUCCCCAUCCCUCCAGAGCAGAAAAGCUUAUUUUUCACUCUGUUCCUGGCCAUGUACCUGACCACGGUGCUGGGGAACCUGCUCAUCAUCCUGCUCAUCAGGCUGGACUCUCGCCUCCACACUCCCAUGUACUUCUUCCUCAGCCACUUGGCCUUCACUGAUGUCUCAUUUUCAUCUGUCACUGUCCCAAGGAUGUUGAUGAGCAUGCAAACACUGGACCAGUCCAUUCCCUACGCAGAAUGCAUUUCCCAGAUGUACUUUUUUAUAUUUUUCACUGAUCUGGACAGCUUCCUUCUCACCUCCAUGGCAUAUGAUCGUUAUGUGGCCAUCUGCCACCCGCUCCACUACACCACCAUUAUGAGAGAAGGACUGUGUUGUUUACUAGUAGUUGUCUCGUGGAUCCUCUCCUGUGCCAGUGCCCUUUCCCACACCCUCCUCCUGGCCCAGCUGUCCUUUUGCGCUGACAACACCGUCCCUCAUUUCUUCUGUGACCUUGGUGCUUUGCUCAAGCUCUCCUGCUCAGAUACAUCCAUCAAUGAGCUGGUCAUUUUCACAGUAGGUGUGGCAGUCAUUACUGUCCCACUAAUAUGCAUCUUGAUCUCCUAUGGCCGUAUUGGGGCCACCAUCCUGAAGGUGCCCUCUACCAAGGGGAUCUGCAAAGCCUUGUCCACAUGUGGCUCUCACCUCUCGGUUGUUUCUCUGUAUUAUGGAGCCAUUAUUGGGUUGUAUUUUGUCCCUUCAUCCAGCAACUCCAAUGACAAGGAUGUAAUUGCUUCUGUGCUGUAUACAGUGGUCACUCCAUUAAUGAACCCUUUCAUCUAUAGCCUAAGGAACAAAGAUAUGAAGGGAGCCCUAGAGAAACUCUUCUACAGGGCAAUGGGCUCAUCUCAGUGA